Volvox carteri f. nagariensis is the source of this 816-nucleotide messenger RNA. RefSeq lists its product as uncharacterized. Bases 1 to 816 code for a protein of 271 amino acids. The transcript has a single exon. NCBI's taxonomy places the organism in Eukaryota, Viridiplantae, Chlorophyta, Chlorophyceae, Chlamydomonadales, Volvocaceae. The record is from RefSeq and is a predicted model, not a curated record.
AUGGACAACAUUUAUACAGAGUACCUGGCAAGAGCGCGGGGCAAUUCAGAUGGCCCUAUCACUGCUGGCAUGCUCCUAGCCCUCUACAGGGACUUCAGGAAGCUCGGAGACCAGAUGCUCGAUCUGAAAAAUGAGCAACAACUCUCCCGUGUGGAGAUCAUCGACCUCCAAGGCCGGGUCAAAGCUGGAAACCGACCCGAGUGGCAUCACGAUGGAUGCCCGCAGACUGAUCAGCAGCAAUCAAUUCUUUUAUUGGGACAGCAUUGUUAUCACGACCGACAGGAACAAGAUGAGGGCAGCAUCUGGGCCUCGCCAAGCGGGGCCUGCACAUGCUUGACAUCGGUCUCCUCACUCUUUACUGAGAGGCCAGAUCGCAGCAUGAAGAGCUGGCUCAUUGACAUCAGGUGGAAAGACCGGGUCAAAUACUUCAAAGCCGCACCUGACCUGAAAAGGUUGGGUCUUCGGGUAGACGACCUGCUCACCAAGGAAGGGCGGGCGGAAAGAUCAAGGCUACGGCCCAUGUGGCAGGUGAUUAAAGUGGAGCAGUGGAUCCCCGUGUGGUGUAACGGGGCCGAACUGUUUAACAAGAAGAGACCGAACGGGAGUGCACCGGUGCCCUACCCAAGCCAGUACAGCGAUGAUGACAGCGAUGGUGGAGAGGGUGGAGAGAUGGAUGCUGAGAAUGAUGACGACGCUGUAAAUAUGCCUUCCAAGGGCUGUGCUGGCGGAGUCAGCAUUACUGGUAGCAGUGGUGCUGCCACUGGUGGCAGCAUGCCGCCACCACCACCACCACCACCUCCCAUGCCAAUGGCAUAG